CUCGGCACACACCCCCCCUUGGCCGGAGCCUGUGGGGCGAGAAGGGGGCCGGGACUCAGUCGCUCGGGCGGGUUGCAGAGCUCUGCACCAAACGUCCCGGGCCGGGGGAAAAAAAGCCCCUUGGGAUCAUGUGGCGCUCUCGGAGGACGGUCACCGAGGCCACCUUUCCCAGGGGACCCCGGCGCCGCUCGUGGGUGCUGGCCGUGGGGGCGGCGGCUGCCGUCUUCCUCCUGGGCUUCUUCAUCGGCUGGGUGAGCAAGCCUGAGGAUCAGUUGCCGGCAACAGGGUCUGACCUGAAAAUGAAGAAAGCCUUUCUGAUGGAGAUGAAAGCGGAGAACAUCCAGCAGUUCUUAUACAAUUUCACUUACUAACGCCCUCACUUGAAGUGCUACAGUAGCCUGAACUUACACCUUGCAGAAGAAAUACAAGCCCAGUGGAAGGAAUUUGGCUUGGAUUCAGUUCACUUGGCCCCCUAUGAAGUUCUGCUGUCCUACCCGAAUGAAACAAAUCCUAACUACAUCUCAAUUGUCGAUGAAGAGGGGCAUGAGAUUUUCACCACAUCAUUAACGGAGCCUCCUCCUCCAGGUUAUGAAGACAUUGGAGAUGUCGUUCCACCCUACAGUGCAUUCUCAGCCCAGGGAGUGCCUGAGGGAGAUCUCGUGUAUGUCAACUACGGCCGCAUAGAGGACAUAUUCAAAUUAGAACGAGAGAUGGGGAUUAAUUGUUCCGGCAAAAUUGUCAUCGCCAGAUACGGGAAAAUCUUCCGAGGUAACAAGGUGAAGAAUGCAGAGAUGGCUGGAGCCAAAGGUGUGAUUUUAUACUCCGACCCCGCAGAUUCCUGCGCCCCUGGAGUAAAUCCUUACCCAGGUGGUUGGAACCUUCCAGAAGGAGGAGUCCAGCGAGGGAAUGUUUUGAAUCUGAAUGGGGCAGGAGAUCCUCUGACCCCAGGGUAUCCAGCCAACGAGUAUGCCUUCCGUUAUGAUGAAGCAGAAGCAAUAGGCCUCCCAAAAAUCCCUGUCCAUCCUAUCGGUUACCGUGAUGCCGAGCAGUUGCUGAAGGAGAUGGGGGGCCCUCCCCCUCCAGACGACAGCUGGAAAGGAAACCUCUCUGUGCCUUACAACAUUGGGCCGGGGUUUGGAGGAAAUUCCUCAAAAAGGAUGGUAAAGAUGCACGUUCACAGCUUCAGCAAAGUGACAAGAAUAUACAACGUGAUCGGCACCCUCCGAGGAGCGAUAGAACCAGACAGGUAUGUUAUUCUCGGAGGCCAUCGUGACUCUUGGGUGUUUGGAGGAAUUGAUCCUCAGAGUGGAGCUGCUGUCGUUCAUGAGAUUGUCAGAAGCUUUGGAAAGUUAAAACGGAAUGGAUGGAGACCCAGAAGGACCAUCAUCUUUGCCAGCUGGGAUGCAGAGGAAUUUGGCUUGCUAGGAUCUACAGAGUGGGCUGAGGAAAAUGUCAAACUGUUGCAGGAGCGUGCAGUGGCCUACAUCAACGCCGACUCCUCUGUGGAAGGCAACUACACCCUUCGGGUUGACUGUACCCCCCUGAUGUACAGCCUGGUGUACAAGCUGACUAAAGAGAUACCAAGCCCGGAUGAAGGGUUCGAAGGCAGAUCUCUUUACGAAAGCUGGCUGAAGAAAAACCCGUGGAAGGACGUCCCCUGGAUCAACAAACUUGGCUCGGGCAAUGAUUUCGAGGUUUUUUUCCAGCGGCUGGGCAUUGCGUCUGGCAGAGCUCGUUACACUAAAAAUCGGAAAGUGGACAAAUUUAGCAGCUACCCAGUUUAUCACAGUGUCUAUGAGACCUAUGAGAUUGUGGAGCGGUUUUACGACCCCACGUUUAAGAACCACCGGGCUGUGGCCCAGGUCCGGGGUGGGCUGGUUUUUGAGCUGGCCGACUCCCUCGUCCUUCCUUUCGAUUGCUGGGAUUACGCAGAGGCGUUAAAGAGCUACGCCCAGGUCAUUUACAACCUGACCCAGAAAUACCCGACAGAACUGAUGACAUACAACGUGUCCUUGGAUCCUCUUUUCUCCGCUGUGAAGAAUUUCUCAGAAGCUGCUAGUGACUUUCACACAAGGCUGCAGCAACUGGAUACCAGAAACCCGCUUGCAGUGAGAUCUCAGAAUGACCAGCUGAUGUUCCUGGAAAGAGCAUUUAUCGAUCCUCUAGGUUUACCUGGCACUCCUUUUUAUAGACACAUCAUCUUUGCUCCCAACCACUACAACAAGUACGCCGGAGUGUCCUUUCCGGGGAUCUAUGACGCCUUGUUUGAUAUCAGCAACCGGACAGACCAAGGCAAGGCCUGGGGAGAAGUUAAGAGGCAGAUCUCCAUUGCAGCCUUCACGGUACAAGCAGCCGCUGGGACUCUGAGAGAACCUGUGUGAACGUACUGGAGGCAAAAAGACAAUGACUUUACCCUAUGAAACUUUGCUUACCUUGGAGUCUGGUGAGCAUAGAAAUGAUCCUCAUAUCCCUUCUGCCUUCAAGAGAAUCAAGAUUUGUCGACAGAGUCUUCCUAAUGAUCUUUUGAGUCACUGAAGAAGAAGAAGGGCUUUCACAUCCCACUUUUCUCUACCUUUAAGGAAUCUAAGAGCUGCUUACAAACUCCUUUCCCUUCCUCUCCCCACAACAGACACUUUGUGAGAUA
Sphaerodactylus townsendi is the source of this 2644-nucleotide messenger RNA. RefSeq names its product putative N-acetylated-alpha-linked acidic dipeptidase. Gene Ontology annotation, molecular function: carboxypeptidase activity. The record is from RefSeq and is a predicted model, not a curated record. The transcript has 19 exons. NCBI's taxonomy places the organism in Eukaryota, Metazoa, Chordata, Lepidosauria, Squamata, Sphaerodactylidae.